Messenger RNA from Hansenula anomala, 1177 nucleotides. RefSeq names its product methionine aminopeptidase MAP1 (gene MAP1). The transcript has a single exon. The record is from RefSeq and is a predicted model, not a curated record. Lineage: Eukaryota; Fungi; Ascomycota; Saccharomycetes; Phaffomycetales; Wickerhamomycetaceae. Gene Ontology annotation, molecular function: metalloaminopeptidase activity. Gene Ontology annotation, biological process: proteolysis. Bases 7 to 1119 code for a protein of 370 amino acids.
CUCACAAUGACAGCUACAGAAACCAUAUAUUGUGCCGCAUCUGAUUGUGGUAAAGAAACAACUUCCGUGUUGAAAUGUCCAGUGUGUUUAAAACAAGGGAUCACAAGUGUGUUCUGUAACCAAUCAUGUUUUAAAAGAAAUUGGCCAAUUCACAAAGCUAUCCAUCAAAAACCUGGUGUUGAUUCUUAUGACCCAUUCCCUGAGUUCAACUACACUGGUAAAGUGAGAGCUCGUUAUCCAUUAACUCCAAAAAGAGAAAUCCCUGAACAUAUCCCAAGACCUGAUUAUGCUGGCAAUGGUCAACCUAUAAGUGAACAUAUUAGUGAUCGUUCUGGUAAAAUCCCAAUCUAUACUGAAGAGGAACUCAAAGGUAUUAAACUAGCUGCUAAAUAUGGUAGAGAAGUUUUAGAUAUUGCAGCUGCAGCUGUGAAACCAGGUAUCACUACUGAUGAAAUAGAUGAAAUUGUUCAUAAAGCUACUAUUGAAAGAAAUUCAUAUCCAUCUCCAUUAAAUUAUUAUAACUUCACAAAAUCUUUAUGUACUUCUGUCAAUGAGAUUAUUUGUCAUGGUAUCCCAGAUAAAAGACCAUUAGAAGAAGGUGAUAUCGUCAACUUGGAUAUUUCAUUAUAUCAUGGUGGUUACCAUGCUGAUUUAAAUGAAACUUAUUAUGUUGGUACUCCAUCAAAAGAAGCUAUUAACGUUGUGGAAACCGCUAGAGAAUGUUUAGACCUUGCUAUUGCACACUGUAAGCCAGGUGUCGCAUUCAGAUCAGUUGGUGAUAUCAUUGAAAAACAUGCAAAACAACAUGGUUGUUCAGUUGUUCGUACUUUUGUUGGUCACGGUAUUGGUAAAUUAUUCCAUGGUCCUCCUCAAGUUGCUCAUUAUGCUAGAAAUAAAUCCCCAGGUAUAAUGAAACCAGGUAUGGUUUUCACUAUUGAACCUAUGAUUAAUGCUGGUGGAUUUAGAGAUAUCUCAUGGCCUGAUGAUUGGACUGCAGCUACUGCUGAUGGUUCAUUAAGUGCACAAUUUGAACAUGAAUUAUUGAUUACUGAAACUGGUGUUGAAGUGCUAAGUGCCAGAAAGGAAACUUCCCCAGGUGGUGCAGUCAAGAGAAUAUGAUGAGCUGUUAAAUUAUCUCUAAAUAAUCAUUAGAUAACUAAAUAAUUGUACAAAUGUG